Messenger RNA from Acanthosepion pharaonis, 630 nucleotides. Lineage: Eukaryota; Metazoa; Mollusca; Cephalopoda; Sepiida; Sepiidae. The record is from the annotation of a GenBank genome assembly.
AUGAUUAAUGCAGAAAACCUUGCAUCUUCGCGCUCAGUUUCUGAAAAUCCUCAACAAAUCAUCGCAAACUCUCCAACUUCUUCGUUCGUGAACCCAUUCCAUAGCCCGUAUCUAAGUUCAGACUCAUUAACAGUGUCUGGGCCUGUUUCACCAACUUCUGUCUAUCUAUCUAUCUAUCUAUCUAUCUAUAAAAAUAAUACCCGCUCGUUUUCUUCUGAUAACUUUCCCAAAACAUUUCUCCGCUCCAAAAUAUGCAGUGAAUGCUGUCUUUUUUCCACGCUUGCAUCUCUUGUCUCUUAUCCAUUCUAUUGUCUUUUUCCUCACCAUUCUGUCUUAUUUCUCUUCUUUUUUUCAUCAAUACGUCUAUCCUCUUCUGCCUCUCCUGCUGUCCUCUUCCGCCUCACCUGCUAUCUUCUUCUGCCUCACCUGCUAUCCUCCUCCGUGUCAGCUGCUAUCCUCUUCUGCCUCACCUGCUAUCCUCCUCCGCCUCACCUGCUAUCCUCCUCCGCCUCACCUGCUAUCCUCUUCCUUCUCACCUGCUAUCCUCUUCUGCCUCACCUGUUAUCCUCUUCUGCCUCACCUGCUAUCCUCCUCCGCCUUACCUGCUAUCCUCUUCGGCUGCACCUAUGA